Messenger RNA from Podospora anserina S mat+, 1278 nucleotides. RefSeq lists its product as uncharacterized. Bases 1 to 1278 code for a protein of 425 amino acids. Gene Ontology annotation, biological process: regulation of DNA-templated transcription. Gene Ontology annotation, molecular function: zinc ion binding; DNA-binding transcription factor activity, RNA polymerase II-specific. The record is from RefSeq and is a predicted model, not a curated record. The transcript has 3 exons. Lineage: Eukaryota; Fungi; Ascomycota; Sordariomycetes; Sordariales; Podosporaceae.
AUGGUCUAUUGUGGGAAGCCAAGUAAAGGAUGCUCCAACUGUCGUGAUCGAAAGAUUCGCUGUGAUCAGAGAGCACCAGGAUGCGGCCAGUGCGAAAAGAGGCAUCAGACAUGCCCUGGCUAUCGAAAUCUAGUGGAUCUCAUGUUCCGCGAUGAGAGCUCCCACGUCAUCAAGAAGGCCAAGGCGAGGGCCCGCAAGAAGGGGAAUCUGAUCGUCGAGCCAUCAACACCGUCUGGAUCCGAGGGGAGGUUGUCAGUCACACCAGAACCUCGGGGAAAGCCAUCGGUAACGAUAGCAGUUCCCGCCACGCCAGCCCCAACCAGUCCCGCAGAUUCGGAUGCAUGGGGAUUCGACGACAGCCUACUGAUGUCACCAGAGUCGGGAAGCUGGCCAACAACACCUCCCGCCAUGGCACUCUACAACAUUCCGGCGGUAUGCCAGGAACACGGCUUUGCCUUCUUCUUUUCACGAUUUGUGACAGCACACGAAACGGCCUGUCACCAGAAAUUCGACUUUGUCCGAGAAGUCUGGAAGCCCUCCCGAACCAAGCGGGAGCGGCAGGUCGACUCUGUCCUCGCCAGCUUGACAGCGGUGGGACUGAUGGGCAUGGCUAGUUUACAACGGAGGAACGAUCUGAUGGAUGCUGCGAGGAAGUCGUACGGGGUAGCGUUGGGACUGACCAAGGAUGCGUUGAAAGAUCCGGCAGAGGCGGUCAAGGACAGCACCAUGCUUUCCAUCUUGAUCCUCGGUGUCUUUGAAAUGAUGGCCGAGAGCCCAGCGCGAGCACGAACAGUCACUGCUUUCCAGGAGCAUGUCAACGGUGCUGCCGCCUUGGCUAGAAUACGAGGACCAGCCCAGUUCCAGACCCGAGCCGGAAGACGAAUGUUUUCGAUGCUCUGCCAAAGAGUUGUGAUCAGCUGCGCAAUGAAAGAUAUGCCUAUGCCACAACACUUGAAGGAGCUCUGGCAUGAGAUGGCCAAGACUUUGGAGCCUGAGGACCCUACCAGACACGAGACGGGGAUCAAGCAGGCGGAUGCGCUGGUUAAUCUUAUUGUUGAUGAGGGGGGUGUUGGCGGGGUGGAUUGGAUUGAUCCUACUUUGGAGCAGACAAUGGGGGGAGAUGGGCUGUUGUUGUCGCCGGAUAUGCUAUCGCAUGAUGGGUGGGGGAAUGGAGGGGGGUUGUAUGGAUUGGGGUUGUCGCCGUUGCAGGUGCCGAUGGAGUAUAUGGGGGAUGAUUUGGGGGUGGGGGUUGGGGGGGGGGAUUUGGUUUGGGUUUGA